AUGACUUGGGUCCACACGUCCGAGGGCUUCCCUUUUAAGAUCAGAGCCCAGCUUUUUGGGGUGAUGAUGACGUUCGACCAGAUGGUCAGCCUUGGGCUAAGCAAGACUAGAGUCGUCCUGGACACAAAGGUGAAGGGAGUUCCGAAUCUGUUUUUCGCCAUUAUCUUUGGUAUAUCUACGAUUGGGAUAUUGGUGUGUUUGAAAUGUAUCAAAGAAACAAACAAUCAGUCUCUCGAAGAAAUCGAUCUGCUGAUGGGCAAGAAGGUGGAGGAAGUAGAAGCACGAGAUCAGGAACAAGUAGUUGGGGCGGGCAUCAUUAAUGUCGAGUUAGUUCCGUUAGCUGAGCCCACUGUGUAA
Messenger RNA from Linum trigynum, 357 nucleotides. The record is from the annotation of a GenBank genome assembly. Lineage: Eukaryota; Viridiplantae; Streptophyta; Magnoliopsida; Malpighiales; Linaceae.